CAUUCUCUACUCAUAAUAGUGGUGAUAUUUCACAGAAAGGGGUUAAAAUGGAGCCAAUCCAGUGGCUGUGUGAGCAGCAUCCAUUUCUGAUGUACCAAUGUUUUUCCAUUCCCUUUGCUUUUCUAUUCUACGUCUUGGCUAAACAGGGAUGUCUCUCUUUGACAUACAGGUACCUCUUCUUGGCAUCCGGAGGCUGUAUCCUAGCGGUUGUCACCAUGGGUGUAUACAGCUUGCUUCUGCUCGUCUCCACUGUGAUCUUUGUGCUGCUGGUGUGUUCACUGAGCCCAGAGCGUGUCCAUCCAUGGGUCUUUGGACUGCAGAUGGGUUGGCAAACAUUCUGGCACCUGCUCAUACAAUACAGAGAAUACUACCUCAAAGAGCCCACUGAUUCCAGGCUUCUCCUAUCAGUGUCCUCCUUGAUGCUACUCACCCAGAGAGUCACCUCUGUGUCAAUGGACCUACAGGACGGGGGCAGGGUGACAUUAAUGACCCAAUGCCGGGUCUUUCUCCCACUCAUCAGCUAUGCACUAAACUUCACUGCCUUGCUUGGCGGACCCCUGUCCUCGUUUGACCAAUUUGUAUAUUUUGUAGAGCAGAUAACCAUCAGUCCUCCUCCCCAACCUCUGUCCGUUAUAUCCUACAAGGGCUUUCAGGUGUUAUCUCUGGAGUGGGCUAGGAACUAUCUCACUCGUCUCCUCAAAGACAAUGCCUCCAGUUUGUCCGUCUCCAACAACGUUCUCACCGAUGUCUUGUGGAUGUGGGGCCUUGCUGUGGUGUUGAGGAUCAGAUACUACUCCCACUGGAAGAUCAGUGAGUGUCUGAAUAAUGCUGCUGGGCUUGGGUUCAGGGGGAUGGUCAAGGAGGACAGCCCAAACUGGAGCGGCCUGUCUGACGGAGAUCUUUGGACCACAGAGAUGUCCUGCCAGGUGUCUGAAUUUGCCCGUCGGUGGAAUGGUACGACAGCUACAUGGCUACGUAGGCUGGUUUUCCAAAGAUGCAAAACCGCUCCACUGGUAAUGACGUUUGGGUUUUCCAUCUGGUGGCAUGGCAUACAUCUGGGUCAGUUUGUAGGCUUUCUUGUCUGGGCUGCAGCUGUGAGAGCAGACUACCAGAUACACAAGUACUUGAAGCCAAAGCUCACGUCUACUAGAAGGAGAUUGGUGCGCACCUGUCUGUGUUGGUUAAACACUCAAAUGGUCAUGGCGUGUGUUGUUAUUGCAAUCGAGCUUCGAAGCACUUCCUCUUUGAGAAUAUUGGGUCUGACAUACACUGCCGUUUUUCCUCUUCUUAAUGUUCUAUGUAUCUUCAUUGUAUGAUAAGAUCAAGAGUAAUCAUCAUCUGGGUUUUUAAAUGUUGCUGUAAAAUCAAUUAGUUGACGUUAUUCAUAGUCAUUGACACAAAGCACACUUCUAUUCUUGCUUGUUUUGGAGGACUGAAGGGGAAGGUAUCGUUUUCUGGGAGAGUGCAACCAUCUGAUUAUUUUUGAGCAAUUGUUAUCUUAUUUACAGAACAGUAUACCUUGUUGAAUGCAUCCACCAGCUG
This is a messenger RNA of Salvelinus fontinalis (brook trout), 1542 nucleotides long. RefSeq names its product membrane bound O-acyltransferase domain containing 4 (gene mboat4). Gene Ontology annotation, biological process: peptidyl-serine octanoylation; lipid modification. NCBI's taxonomy places the organism in Eukaryota, Metazoa, Chordata, Actinopteri, Salmoniformes, Salmonidae. Gene Ontology annotation, molecular function: serine O-acyltransferase activity. The transcript is spliced from 3 exons. The coding region runs from base 48 to 1316 and encodes 422 amino acids. The record is from RefSeq and is a predicted model, not a curated record. Gene Ontology annotation, cellular component: endoplasmic reticulum membrane.